GUGCAUCUGGCUGAGAUCAGUAAGCGCAAAGCGUUCAAAGAAGUAACCUGUUUCAAUUGUCGUGCAGUGAUUUAAUCAACUACCGCCAAAAUGCGUAUUGGAGCCAUUAUUCCAAACUUCAAGUCUGAAACCACCCAGGGUCCGAUCAGUUUCUACGAGUGGCUCGGAGAUUCAUGGUGUGUCCUGUUCUCACAUCCAGCGGAUUUCACCCCCGUCUGUACGACCGAACUGGGUCGAAUCGCCGUCCACCGGGAGCACUUUGCCAAGCGAAAUGUGAAGGUAUUGGCCCACUCGGUUGAUGACCUAAAGUGCCACGUGGAUUGGGUUAAUGAUAUCAAAUCUUAUUGCCCGGAUAUUAUCGGAAACUUCCCAUACCCAAUUUUGGCAGAUCCCAAUCGGGAGCUGGCCGUUCGAUUCGGCAUGCUGGAUGAGAAGGAUCAGAAUAAUCCGGAGUUGGCGCACACCGUUCGGGCACUAUUCAUCAUCAGUCCUGAUCACCGAGUUCGGUUGACGAUGCACUACCCUACAUCCACCGGUAGAAACGUUGAUGAAAUUCUACGAGUCAUUGAUUCGCUUCAGCUAACGGAUCGUUUGAAGGUGAUCGCGACCCCCGCAAACUGGACGCCCGGAACCAAGGUGAUGAUUCUGCCCGAAGUCUCUGAAGCAGACGCAGACAAACUUUUCCCCAACGGCAUCGAGCGAGUCUCAAUGCCGUCGGGACAUGUAUACGUUCGUACGACUACCGAUUACAUGUGAGAGGCCCUCUUGCGAAGAAGACAUUGUCGAUCGCGUACGGAAGUUUAUUUGUUUUCUGAAGUGAUUUAAUAAAACAAUAUUUGUUAUACAUACUUGUUAUUGCUGAAUACAUUACAUUGUAUUCCCGA
Messenger RNA from Topomyia yanbarensis, 884 nucleotides. RefSeq names its product peroxiredoxin-6-like. The record is from RefSeq and is a predicted model, not a curated record. Gene Ontology annotation, molecular function: peroxiredoxin activity. The transcript is spliced from 6 exons. Gene Ontology annotation, biological process: cell redox homeostasis; cellular oxidant detoxification. Gene Ontology annotation, cellular component: cytosol; mitochondrion. NCBI's taxonomy places the organism in Eukaryota, Metazoa, Arthropoda, Insecta, Diptera, Culicidae. Bases 91 to 756 code for a protein of 221 amino acids.